AUGACUAGCACAGCAGAUCUCCUGCCUGAUAUAUUAUAUCAGUACGAUUUUUCUGUACUAGUCACAUACUUUGAUUCAGAAUUUGUCAUGUGGAAAGGAAAGGACCAAAUCUUCAGGAAUUAUCUAGGACAAGUGAAGUUCAUUCAUAUGUCUAACGAUAUGCUUGAAGGCGGUAUCCCUGAAGGCAUUUCUAGUCUCAUCGGUCUUGUUUCAUUGGACUUGUCAAGCAACAAGUUGAAUGGAAGUAUUACUCCCAAGAUAGGACUUUUGACAGCAUUAGAAUUGCUUGAUUUGUCCAGCAACAAUCUUUCUGGCGCGAUCCCAGCAACUUUUGCUAAUCUAAAUUUUCUAGGAAUGCUCAACUUGUCAUACAACCACUUGUCCGGAAGAAUUCCAACAGGCACUCUACUGCAAGGCUUUGAUGCCUCAGCAUACAUGGGAAACCCCGGGCUUUGUGGAGCUCCACUCGCGAUAUGCCCUGGAGAUGAACCACCUAGCAAUAAUACAUGGAACGGAAAUGAUGAUGUCGCUCAACAAGAUGUGAAUGAUCAUAAUGAUGAUAUAUUUCCAGGAUUGUAUAUAAGUGUGGUACUUGGUUUUAUUAUAGGCUUUUGGGGAGUUUGUGGAACUCUAGUGAUCAAAAGAUCUUGGAGACAUGCCUUUUUCCGAACCUUAGAUUACAUGAGAGACCGAGUCUAUGUAAUGAUACAUCGUCGUUGA
Molecule: messenger RNA, 720 nt
Organism: Chenopodium quinoa (quinoa)
Lineage: Eukaryota; Viridiplantae; Streptophyta; Magnoliopsida; Caryophyllales; Amaranthaceae
Product: probable LRR receptor-like serine/threonine-protein kinase At1g12460
Exons: 1
Coding region: 1-720 (239 amino acids)
Molecular function (GO): protein binding
Source: RefSeq, a predicted model, not a curated record